Messenger RNA from Spodoptera frugiperda (fall armyworm), 4341 nucleotides. Its product is annotated as metabotropic glutamate receptor 2. Lineage: Eukaryota; Metazoa; Arthropoda; Insecta; Lepidoptera; Noctuidae. The record is from RefSeq and is a predicted model, not a curated record. Gene Ontology annotation, molecular function: adenylate cyclase inhibiting G protein-coupled glutamate receptor activity. The coding region runs from base 466 to 3501 and encodes 1011 amino acids. Gene Ontology annotation, cellular component: membrane. Gene Ontology annotation, biological process: G protein-coupled receptor signaling pathway. The transcript is spliced from 18 exons.
GUAAACCUAGCCGCUGCAUAAAAUAAGGUUAUAAAAGUUUGAAUGGCUAGGGCUGCCUGCGGGCACGGGUAGGCUCCCUACGCUCGGCAGUAGCUACCCGACAGCCGCGCGGGACACUUCUCCCGCCGAAGCCACCCGAAGGCACACGAACUACACAUUCCACCUUUGAAAACUUUCCCGAAGUUCCGAAUUCGUGUUUUGUUUUUCCAAAUUCAAAAAGUGAAAGUGUGUUUGGUUUUAACGUGUGGUUUUGUUUCGAAAUUUGAAAUUGGUUUUUAAAUGAUUAUCUGUGGCUGAUUGUUAUCAAAGAGUUCAAAAGAAACUCAGACUGUUGACAUCAGUACAGCCUUCCAACUCUCAAUACUUCUGAUGUUCCGGACACAAAUAACCAGAUUAAAAUGAAUGCACGCCGAUCAACAUGGAUCAGAUAUUCAGCCGUAAUGGUAUGAUAGAUCCAUCUCUAACAUGCGUCCCGGUAAGCGGUGGUUGGCGAUCUGUCUACUCAUCACCACGAUACACUACACGGAAAUGAGGCAUUCAGUCGACACCUUAAAUAUUGAGGACUCCGUCUUCCACAAGAGAAACAGGCAUCACCACAGGCACAAGCACAAACCUGGACAAAUGUAUGAUCCAACAUUCUUUGCUGAUAAGCCUGAGGAGUUCUAUCCAAUAUUCAAUUUAAAAGAUGGUAUGCACUUGGUGGAUUAUGAAAUUACUCCCAAGCAAGAAACGAAGAGUGAUUGGGUGAACAUGUCCAACGACCAAGUCGGAGAGAUGAAGGACAAGAAACAUCAGCACUGGCCUAUAAAGAGGGAAGCAGUGAUUGAAGGAGAUUUGGUACUGGGAGGGUUGAUGAUGGUCCACGAGAGGUCAGAUAACAUGACGUGUGGGCCGGUGAUGCCUCAAGGAGGCGUGCAGGCGUUGGAGACGAUGUUGUAUACUUUGGAUAUUAUUAAUAAUGACUUGAGACUGAUACCCGGCGUGACUGUUGGAGCUCAUAUCUUAGAUGAUUGUGAUAAGGAUACUUACGGGCUUGAGAUGGCUGUGGAUUUUAUAAAAGGUUCAAUAAGCAACAUAGACGAUGCGGAGUACGCGUGCAAUGCGACAGCUGUCCGGAAGGUGAUAUCUGGCGUUGUUGGUGCGGCGUCCAGCGUCACUUCCGUGCAGGUCGCUAAUCUGCUGCGCCUGUUCAAAAUACCACAAGUUUCAUUCUUCUCAACAUCACCGGAGCUAUCAAACAAGGCCCGGUUCGAGUACUUCACGCGCACGAUACCUUCGGACCACCACCAGGUGCGCGCCAUGGUGGAGAUUGUCAAGAAGUUGGAGUGGAGCUACGUCUCCAUCAUCUAUGAAGAGUCUAGUUAUGGGAUCAAGGCAUUCGAAGAGUUGGAAGCCUUACUCGCGAAGAGCAAUAUCUGCAUAGCAGUGAAGGAGAAACUGGUGAAGGACUCAGGAGUGGCACACGAAGGUGCUUACGAUGAGAUCGUGUCCAAGCUACUCACCAAACCCAGGGCAAGAGGAGCCAUCAUCUUCGGUUCAGACCAAGAAGUAGCUGGAGUGAUGAGAGCAGUAGAAAGAGCCAAUGCCACGCAUUCCUUCAGCUGGGUCGGGUCUGAUGGGUGGAGUGCCAGAUCCCUGGUCUCUGAUGGAAAUGAACGAGCAGUGGAAGGCACCAUCAGCGUCCAGCCUCAAGCCAACGAUGUGAAAGGAUUCAAGGAGUACUUCUUGAACUUGAACGUGAAGAAUAAUAAGAGGAACCCCUGGUUUGUAGAGUUUUGGGAGGACCACUUCCAGUGCCGCUACCCUGGCAGCCUGAAGACUCCGUACAACGGCCAGUACUCCAGGAGCUGCUCCGGGCUGGAGAGGCUCACGGUCAACAACACGGAGUUUGAGAGACAGCUGCAGUUCGUCUCUGAUGCUGUCAUGGCCUUCGCUCACUCUAUACGGGACAUGCACGCUGCCGUGUGCGGAGGUCGGCCAGGGCUGUGUGAUGCCAUGCGGCCUGCCAGCGGAGCUGACCUGCUGCGGUACCUUCGGAAGGUCAACUUCACCGGUCUGACGGGAGACCAGUUCCACUUCGACAGCAAUGGAGAUGGACCAGCUCGGUACAACAUCCUGCACUUCAAGCAGAUCAAGAAAGGAGUCUACCGAUGGGUGAACGUUGGGGAGUACCUGGAUGGUGAACUGAAACUGGAUAUAGAUGAUAUCCAGUUCAAAUGGGGUGAGCGCCACCCGCCGGAGUCGGUAUGCAGCGCGGAGUGCGAGCUGGGCCAGGCCAAGCAGUACGUGGAGGGCGAGAGCUGCUGCUGGCACUGCUUCAACUGCACGCAGUACGAGAUAAGGUCGAUUGAAGAGACCCAGUGCACGGUGUGUCCACGAGGCACUCUGCCAAAUCCCACAAAGACUGAAUGCCGUCCCAUCCCUGAGGCCUACCUGAGGCCUGACUCCGCCUGGGCCAUCGGUGCUAUGUCCUUCUCCUCCGUUGGAAUACUGCUGACCGCUUUUGUCUGCGGUGUGUGGGUCCGCCACAGUUCGACCCCAGUGGUCCGAGCCAGUGGCAGGGAGCUGUCCUAUGUGCUGCUGGCUGGGAUCCUCAUGUGCUACCUCGUCACCUUCGCGCUGGUCUUCCGACCGACUGAUAUCCUCUGCUCUAUACAGAGGUUCGGGACAGGUUUCUGUUUCACGGUGGUGUAUGCUGCUCUGCUGACGAAGACGAACAGGAUCUCCAGGAUCUUCAACGCGAGUAAACAUUCCGCCAAAAGACCCAUCCUUAUAUCCCCGAGCUCACAGCUGGCGAUAUGUGCUGCUCUCAUAUCCAUACAGGUGCUGAUAGUGGUGGUAUGGAUGAUCGUGGCCCCAGCCAAGGCCAUGUUCCACUACCCUACCAGGGAGGACAACAUGCUGGUCUGCGACUCCUACGUGGACGCCUCCUACAUGAUCGCCUUCUUCUACCCCAUCGUGCUCAUCGUCGUCUGCACGGUGUACGCUGUUCUCACCAGAAAGAUCCCCGAGGCUUUCAAUGAGAGCAAGCACAUAGGGUUCACAAUGUACACGACGUGUGUGAUCUGGUUAGCGUUCGUGCCUCUAUACUUCGGCACGGCGAGCCACGUGCCGCUGCGCGUCACCAGCAUGGCGGUCACCAUCUCACUCAGCGCCAGCGUCACGCUCGUCUGCUUGUUUAGUCCUAAGCUCUAUAUAAUCCUCAUUCGACCGGAGCGCAACGUCCGGCAGAGUAUAAUGCCGGUCCGGUACAGCAGAAAGCCGCCUCCGGCACUCCCGCUGCCGCACCCACCAGUCAAAAAACCGCCAACCGCGGACAAAGAGACGCAAACCGACCCAGCGGACUUCAAACACCUCAACGGACAGACAGUCCAGCCAAAGAACGAAGAGAAGAAACAAGAAGAUACGAGCAAAGAGGAGAACAAAUGUAAUAAUGUUAAGCCGACCAAUCACAGGUCUAGCACCACCUCAGUAACCAAUGAGAAAGCAGACACCUUAUAGCAAAGACAUUCCUCUCGCUCCCUUCUCGAAUACUCACAGAAAAACAACGUAAACUUUAAAAAGAAAAGUUGCUCAUGCAAAUAUAAGGAAAGGAAACCUGUUAUAGUAUAAUGAAUAUUUUAAUCUAAGUAGAGACGCUUCUAACUGUAAAUAAAUAAAAACUAUACGCUUCAAACUUGGGUAUUUAUGUACAUAAUAUAAUACAUUGUUAAUAGGCAUUACCUUUUUAAAAAUUGUUAUUUAAUUAUGAAUCUCAUAAUCUAGUCAUGUACAUAACGAGUGUAAAUAUAAAUGAAAAGACAAAUAGUGAUGUUUAUUGUAUAUAAUCGUUUAUGUAUUUAAUGUAAUGUUAAGCUUAUCGUUUUAUAUAUAAAAUAUAUAUCGUAAGUUGUCGUAAGGAUCAUGUACUAGUAUGUGCAGAGUAGAGCCUUGAGCCAGGACAGUAGAAACAAGACUAUGUAGUGUAAAUACUUAUUAGUAUAUCGAAUUUUCAAAUGAAAUUAUAUCACUCCUAAAACCCUGUAUUUCUACUUAUUUAUGUGAUAAAAUUGUUUAAUUAAAGUUGAAUAUUAUUGUUACAUUUCGUUAUGUUACAAAUAUUGUGUUACAGAGUGGAAAUGCAGGGUUGUCUCUCUGCAAUAUGACUUAUAAAAUACAUAUCAUAAAUGUUUCAAAUACUAUAUCUAGUUGUGCAAAUCAGCUUAAAUGUUUUUUAAUAUAAAUGUGUAAUUAUAUUGUCGCUACUGUCUUGCUCUGCCUGUGCAUAUUAUUCUAAAGUUGUAAGAGAAUAACUUCGUAAAUAUUAAGAACGUAUUUACGGAAAUAAACAGUUUGAUGUUA